Loxodonta africana (African savanna elephant) is the source of this 706-nucleotide messenger RNA. Its product is annotated as pepsin F-like. The record is from RefSeq and is a predicted model, not a curated record. The transcript is spliced from 3 exons. NCBI's taxonomy places the organism in Eukaryota, Metazoa, Chordata, Mammalia, Proboscidea, Elephantidae. The coding region runs from base 83 to 478 and encodes 131 amino acids. Gene Ontology annotation, molecular function: aspartic-type endopeptidase activity. Gene Ontology annotation, biological process: proteolysis.
GUAUAUAUAGUGAGCAGCUUCAGAGAGCCACUACCACUUAGAGCUCACUAUUUCCUGAGUGCUUUCAACCCAGGAAGGAAACAUGAAGUGGUUUUUGUUCCUUGGGUUGGUGGCCUUCUCAGAGUCCUUAAUCAUGAUCCCUCUGCAAAAGAUCCAACCGUUGCGAGAAAAGCUCAGGGAAAAAGACCUGCUUAGAGAUUUCCUGGAGACGGAUCCUUACUACAAAAUCUUUAAGUAUUUUGGCAUACCACAGACGGCGGACGUAUCUUAUGAAAAACUGAGGAACUACUUAGAUCUGGCGUACAUCGGCACCAUCAGCAUCGGAACACCCCCUCAGGAGUUCAAUGUCAUCUUUGACACUGGCUCCACUGACUUGUGGGUGCCCUCCAUCUACUGCUACAGCCCCGCCUGUGGUGAGUGCCCUGUCACUGUCCCCACCAUGUGCCCCUGCCCCCUCCUUGGUCCUCAGCAGCCCUAACCGAUACCAACCUUUGUGUCCUCAGCACACCACAAUGUCUUCAACCCCCUGCAGUCCUCCACCUUCCAAUUCUUGGGCCAGCCUAUCUCCCUUACCUACGGCACUGGGAGCAUGAAGGGAUUUCUCGUCAGAGACACUGUUCAGGUAACACAGAAAACCGGAGGCUGAGGCAGAGGCAGCCCUGGGAGCUGGCUGCUGCUUACACAGUCAGACCUGGCUCAGCUGAGA